Molecule: messenger RNA, 1140 nt
Organism: Candidula unifasciata
Lineage: Eukaryota; Metazoa; Mollusca; Gastropoda; Stylommatophora; Geomitridae
Source: the annotation of a GenBank genome assembly
AUGAAUGUGUCAUCAUCCAGAUCUCAUGCUAUAUUUACACUUCAUGUACGGCAACAUCGGAUGGUGAGAGAUGAGGCCCCACUGGAAGAUGGAAAAGACACUGAUUCCACCCAGACUGAGUUUGAGACCCUAACUGCCAAAUUUCACUUUGUAGAUCUGGCAGGCUCCGAAAGGUUGAAGAGAACAGGGGCAACAGGAGAUAGGGCUAAGGAAGGAAUCUCAAUUAACUGUGGUUUGCUUGCCCUGGGCAAUGUGAUAUCUGCUCUGGGAGACAAUACCAAACGGGGAAGUCAUGUGCCCUACAGGGAUUCAAAGCUGACCAGGUUGCUGCAGGAUUCAUUGGGGGGAAAUAGUCGAACUCUCAUGAUAGCUUGCAUAUCACCCUCCGACCGAGAUUUCAUGGAAACUUUAAACACCCUGAAGUAUGCAAACCGUGCUCGUAAUAUCAAGAAUAAAGUUACAGCUAACCAAGACAAGGCUAGCAGGCAGCUGGCUCAGCUCAGAGCUGAGAUUGCAACACUGCAGCAGGAGCUAAUGGAGUUUAAAACUGGCAAGAGAGCAAUAGAUGCAGACGGUGUGGAAUCUGUCAAUGACUUGGUUACAGAAAACAGCAUGCUGCAGUCAGAAAAUGACAAGUUGAGGCAGCGCAUCAAGGCCCUACAGGAUACUAUAGAGAUGCUGAAAGCUAGAAAUUCUCAGUUACUGGCUGAUGCUGCAGUAUUUUCUGUUCUUGGGACAGAUGGUCAGGCUAAAAAUGAAGAUGUCUCCAAUUUAAUCACAAAAUAUGUUCAUGAAAUAGAGGACUUGAAAACAAAAUUAGCUGAAUCAGAAUCCUUUUGUGAACACCUGAACAAAUCCACUGCCAGAUCUCCAAGAUUUUCAGCCAGAAUGUCACUCAGUUCUAUGUCACUGACAUCUUCAUUUGCUGGAGGAAUGGAAGCUCCAGUAUCACCUGACUAUAUGGAGACUUCUGUUCUUCAUGAUGCUAAAAAGGAAAUGAAGAGACUUAAGAAACUUCAGAAAUCGUAUUCACAUGCACCGAACCAAGAGAGUGACAAAGAAAAUAUUCAUGUUGGUGCCAGAAUCAGAGAUGACGAUCAGGCCACAAGCCAAGAGAAAUCUGAUGAAGAGAUUAAUGGG